Messenger RNA from Epithele typhae, 954 nucleotides. RefSeq names its product CoA-transferase family III domain-containing protein. The coding region runs from base 1 to 954 and encodes 317 amino acids. NCBI's taxonomy places the organism in Eukaryota, Fungi, Basidiomycota, Agaricomycetes, Polyporales, Epitheliaceae. The record is from RefSeq and is a predicted model, not a curated record. Gene Ontology annotation, molecular function: catalytic activity. The transcript has 6 exons.
AUGAGCCACAGAGUGCGGCUCAUUUGGCGGCUCGAUCCGCGGAUUGCGGCUCCAGCUCGCGCGGCUCCGGCUCUUCCAGCGGCUCUGAUCCAUGCGGAUCUGGAUCAAGCCCCCGGAAGUCACCUGAUCCCUCAUCCUCUCCAAGGUAUUCGAGUACUGGACCUAACACGGGUACUCGCCGGUCCUGUAUGCGGACGAACACUUGCUGCGCACGGUGCAGACGUCCUUUGGAUCACGUCCCCCAGUCUACCAGCACUCCCUCUCCUCGACAUCGACACCUCCCGUGGCAAACGCACUACUCAGCUUGACCUCAACGCCACCAAGGAUCGGGAACAGCUGUCAUAUCUCAUUCACGACAGCGAUGUUUUCCUUCAGGCUUACCACCCGGGCGGUUUAGCAAACAAGGGGUUUGGCGUCGAAGAUGCCGCACGAGCACGACCUGGCAUUGUAUAUGCCAGUUUGACCGCGUAUGACUGGGACGGUCCUUGGAAGGAACGCCGCGGCUUUGACUCACUGGUUCAAACGGCUACCGGAUUCAACGUGGCCGAAGCAGAGGCAUACGCGGCCUUCACCGGAGCGGAGUUUGAGCCUCCGAGGCCGCUUCCUAUGCAAGCACUGGAUCACGCUGCCGGCUAUUUGCUAGCGUUUGGUAUCCAAGCGGCGUUAUGCAAGACCAUCACAGAAGGUGGUUCAUGGGAAGUCAGAGUCUCCCUUGCGGCCGUGGCGCAAUGGAUUGCAUUCGGGGAAGGAAGGCCUCUUCCACCUCGCUCCAUGGAUGAUGAGGAGCUUUCGCGGAUAGUGGUAGAGAUUCCUGUAAUUUCUGCGCAAGGCGAACCUCAGAAAGCCAUGAAGGCGAUUCGGCACUCAGCGGUGUUGUCGGCUACUCCGGUUCAGGAAGGCGAGGCUCCCAUGCGUCUUGAUUCUCAUCCACCCCAAUGGCUACCCCGAAUGUGA